AUGGCAAACGACCUCGCAGGCUUUGAGUUCAAAUCUAGUGACAUCAAUGAAGCGACCGUCAAGCAACUGCAUCGGUGCGAGUUCAUGGAGAACGCUGAGAACGUCGUGCUCAUCGGCGGGCCUGGAACGGGCAAAAGCCAUGUCGCGACCGCCAUCGGUGUUCAGGCCAUUGAACAUCACAGGUGCAAGGUCCGCUUCUACUCAACCGUCGAACUGGUCAACGCGCUAGAACAGGAAAAGGCGCUCGGCAAGACCGGAAAGAUGGCAGAGAUGAUGACCAAAAUUGACCUCGUGAUUUUGGAUGAACUUGGCUACUUGCCGUUCAGUCCAUCCGGCGGCGCACUACUGUUCUAUCUACUGAGCAAACUCUACGAGCGGACCAGCGUCAUCAUAACCACCAACCUCAGCUUCUCAGAAUGGGCCCAGGUCUUUGGAGAUGCAAAGAUGACAACCGCGCUUCUGGAUCGCCUCACACACCGCUGCCACAUCCUGGAAACUGGAAACGACAGCUACCGCUUCAAAGCCAGCUCAGAAACAAACCUUACCUCGGUGCGCAAACUGGAGCGCAUCGAGGCGGAAUCCGGCGGCGUCGGCUUCGAGUACUAUGGCAAUUCGCACCACGACAUUUGUUUGUUCGAAGCAGCGUCGGAAGCGAUCGUUGUCGCCCCGGACCGGGCCGCCAAUCAGUGGCAGAAACAGUCUGGCGCGAACCGCAUCGAUGCGUCGGAAAGUGAAUUGAAAGCUGCACUGCAGGCAAUGAGGCCCCAUCAGUGGCUCAAGAACGCGUUGAUCUUCGUUCCGGCGGUGCUGGCGCAUGAUAUUUUCGUAGGCUCUGUGUUUCUCAGUGCGGCUCUUGCGUUUGUCGCCUUUUCACUGUCGGCCUCUGCCAUCUAUAUCCUCAACGACCUGAUGGAUCUUGAAGCAGAUCGGAAACACAAGACCAAGUGGAAACGGCCAUUCGCCAGUGGGCGCUUGAGCGUGCCGAACGGCCUCAUGCUGGCAUUCGCAUCAAUCGUGGCGGCAUUCGUCAUUUCCGCCUUUCUGCCGAUCGAAUUUGCAGGAAUUCUUCUUCUAUACCUGUUCAUCACGACGGCCUAUUCUCUUUCCGUCAAACGUAUGCUGCUGCUGGAUGUGUUUGUUUUGGCCGGGCUAUACACGAUCCGCGUCCUUGCGGGGGGAGUGGCCGCAAGUAUCGAAUAUUCCUUCUGGCUGCUUGCCUUUUCCGUGUUUUUCUUCCUGUCGCUUGCGCUUGUAAAACGCUUCACCGAAUUGCAGCAGGUUGGCGAGAUCGCCUCCAGGGAAGUGACAGGGCGCGGUUAUCGUCAUGUGGAUCUGGAAACGAUCUCGCAAGCCGGGAUGACCUCCGGGUUCGCUGCGGUCCUCGUGCUCGCGCUUUACAUUCAGAGCCCCGCCAUCGAGCAGGCCUAUGCCUUGCCGCAGAUGAUCUGGCUUUUAUGUCCGCUCAUUCUCUACAUCAUCAUGCGAAUAUGGAUACUCGCGCGUCGGGACGAAAUGCAUGAGGCCGCCGUGACAAAUCAUAUCCAGAGCUGGGGUGGACUGAAGGUCGAAGCGCCGGAUCUCCUCGAGCCCGAGGACUUUCUGAAAUCGGAUAGACCGGCAGGGAGCAUUCUGCCAUUCGGUAACGGCCGCAGUUACGGAGACAGCUGUCUGAACGCAUCGGGAGCUGCGAUUGCGAACCGAAGUUCGAACAGCAUCCUGUCAUUUGACCGGGUCACGGGAAUUGUCGAGGCAGAAGCCGGCGUUCUGCUUUCCGACCUGAUCGAUGCAGUCGCGCCCCAUGGCUGGUUUCCGCCGGUUCUUCCCGGGACGCAAUUCGUGACCCUUGGCGGUGCGAUCGCGAAUGAUAUUCACGGCAAGAAUCAUCACCGGAAAGGCACCUUCGGUUGCCAUGUCACCGAGAUCCACCUGGAUCGUUCCGAAGCGGGAAGCCUUGUGCUGCACCAGGGUGAUGAAACAGGGCUCUUUGAGGCGACGAUUGGCGGACUAGGCCUGACGGGGCUGAUCCGCAAGGCCUCGUUGCAACUCAUGAAGGCAGGCUCGUCCUGGAUCAGGCAGGAGACAACACGGUUCGACAACCUGGAAGCCUAUUUCGAGCUCGCGCCGGGGAUUGACGAAACACACGAAUAUGCGGUCGCCUGGAUCGACUCUCUCAGCAAGGGAGGGCGUUUCGGGCGCGGUCACCUGAUCGCAGGUUUCACGCUAACACUGGACUUUCCGGACAAGGGAGCUUCGACGUACCGGCUCCUGGAAAAACUCGACGAAGUGACACUUGCCGCCGGCGGUGCGGUCAAUCCGUACAAGGACCGGCGAAUGUCGGCUGCAACCUUCAAGGCCUCGUUUCCGGAGUGGCAGCGUCUUGAAUUGCUGCGAGACCCCAUGCUGCUUUCAGAUUUCUGGCGGCUUCUGACCAACGCCGCUGCGCAGAUCCUGUUGAAAUACGGCAUGGUCCGGAUCGGUGACUUCAGCACGUUGCAUAGCAAUCUGAUCAUCAAACUGCUGCAGGUCGUCUUCUCGCCCUUUGUGUUCCUGGGGCUGUGCACGUUCGUGAUUUCCAUGGCGUCUCAUCUAUACGUGUUGUCGAAGGUGGAACUGUCCUACGCCUAUCCGUUUUUGUCGCUCGCCUACGUCGUGGUCGCCGUCUACGCCUAUUUCAUUUUUCAGGAAGAUCUGAACGCGAUGCGCGUUUUCGGCAUUGCUCUGAUUUGUGUCGGAACGGUCUUCAUCGCGCAGGGCGGAUCCAACCACGAUCGUGCCGGAACAUCCACCAAGGUUCAAACAGCUGCUCUUGAGGACGGCGAGGAAGUCAUCGUCGCCGACAUCGCGGACAGCCAUCGGCAUCUUUAUGCCAAGGCAACGAUUCUCGAUUGCGACGUAACGGAUCCCGGGGCCGUCGCUGCCGUGCCGAUAAGCAGCGAAGAUAUGGUCUACAAUCUCUCGGCGAAAAUGCUGUCGCCGAUCCAGGUGCGUUCAAAGCGGCACGACUUCUUUUAUCCGGUCAACUUUGACGGCACAAAGAACAUCAUCGAGGCGAUGGACCGUGCCGGUGCGCGUAAGCUGGUGCACUAUACGACCGACAUGGUUUAUGGCCAUACGGUCACGUUUCCGAUGACAGAAGAUCAUCGCGUCGCACCGCUCGGCGAAUAUGGGCAGUCGAAGCUGGAUACCGAAAUUCUGGCGGCCGAGUGGCGGGAACGCGGAAUGAAUAUCACGCUCUUCCGGCCAAGGCUUAUCAUCGGUCCUGGCCGCCUUGGUAUUCUCACCAAGCUCUUCAAGCUGAUCGACAUGAACUUGCCCGUGCCCAUGAUCGGAUCGGGGAAAAAUCCCUACCAGUUCAUCUCGGUCUAUGAUUGCGCGGAUGCGGCCUACAAGGCCUGGAAGGCGGGCGUGCCGAACCAGGCCUACAAUCUGGGUUCCAUUGAUCCGCCACCUGUCAGGAAAUUGCUCGGCGAUCUGGUCAAGCACGCAAAUUCAAGGUCGAUCCUGCUGCCCACAUGGGGAUUUGCCGUGAAGCGGACCCUCGAUUUUCUGGACGCGAUCAAUCUGCCUCUGAUGGAUCCCGAACAGUACCUGAUUGCUGACGAAAUGUGCGUUUUGGACGUUUCAAAGGGCGAACGUGACCUCGGCUGGGUUCCCGCGUAUCGCGACGAAGACAUGCUCAUUGCCGCAUAUGAAUUCCAGAUGUUGCAGAAUACCGCGAUCCGCCCCGAAUUCUCCGAAGUCGAUGUUGACGCCGAACCCGUGAACACCGCAAAGCCGGAUCUUCUGACGGUCGAAGAGGCAAAAGCCCUUGAUCCCCAGUCGAUGGCAGAUCUUUUCAAGGAGCACAUCAAUCCGGGGCAGUUUCACUUCAUGAAUCUGCUCGGAUUUCACAAGGUCAAGAUCGAGACUGCCGAAGGCAUGUACUAUGUCGAUCAGAACGGCCGAAAGAUCCUGGACUUUUUCGGUGGUUUCGGUUCCCUGGCGCACGGUCACAACCAUCCGCGCGUGAUUGCAGCCCGUCAGAAAUUUCAGGACGAAGGUCGACACGAGAUCGCGAUUGCCUUUCUGUCGCAAUACGCGUCUGCGCUGGCAAAGAACCUGGCAGCCUGUUCUCCCGGUGAACUGGACAUGGUGUUUCUCGGGUCUUCUGGGUCUGAAGCGAUGGAGGCCGCGGUCAAAGUCGCGGAACGGGCCUCCGGUCGGCCGAACUGCAAGAUCGUUCAUGCCGGGAACUCCUUCCACGGCAAGACCAAGGGCGUCUUGUCAAUCACGGACUCCGACCUCUACCAGGGCAACUUCAAGCUGGUGGAGAACCGCAUCAAGGUUCCGUUUGGAGAUCUGGAGGCUCUGACCCGCGCAAUUGAAUCGGAUCCGGACAUAGGCGUUGUCGUGCUGGAAACGGUCCAGGGCGGCGGCGGCAUCAUUUCCGCCCCGGAAAGCUAUUGGAAGGGCGUGCGGGCCCUGUGUGACAAACACGAUGUCCUUUGGGUCGCCGACGAGGUUCAAUGCGGCUAUGGCCGCACCGGUAAGUUCUAUGCAUUCGAACACUAUGGUGUUGUUCCGGACGUGACUGCGCUGGCCAAGUCUCUCGGCGCCGGCAAGGCCGCCGUCGGAGCGAUGAUCGCAAAACGCGAGGUCUACAUGAAGGCCUACGGGUCGCCGAAAACGGCGAUGAUCCAUGCCCAGGCCACCUUCGGUGGAAUAGGCGAGGCAAGCAUCACCGCGAUCGAAGGCCUGAAUGUUCUUUACGAUGAAGACCUGAUCGAGAACGCCGCGCGUGUCGGUGACCAUCUGAUUUCCCGUCUGAAGGCUCUUCAGGAAAAAUACCCGAAGAUCAUCAAGGACGUGCGCGGCAAGGGCCUGAUGGUGGGGCUGGAGUUCCAGGACUUUUCCAAGACGAUGCCGGCAGUGCUGAGACCGAUGAUUUCCCUUCUGGAUGACAAGCUGAAGGGAUCGCUGUCGGGAUUUAUCGGCGCGCAGCUUCUCAGGGACUAUGACAUCCUGGUUGCCUUUACCGAAUACAACCGAAAUGUGAUCCGACUCGAGCCGCCGCUGGUCUGCACCUCAGAGAACGUCGACACGUUCUGUGACGCUCUUGAUGACCUCCUGUCGAAGGGGAUCGUCAGCAUCGUCAAUGGCUUUAUCAAGUCGCAAAAGGGAUAA
Effrenium voratum is the source of this 5163-nucleotide messenger RNA. The record is from the annotation of a GenBank genome assembly. Lineage: Eukaryota; Dinophyceae; Suessiales; Symbiodiniaceae.